Eleginops maclovinus (Patagonian blennie) is the source of this 2221-nucleotide messenger RNA. RefSeq names its product dynein regulatory complex subunit 1 homolog (Chlamydomonas) (gene drc1). Gene Ontology annotation, cellular component: axoneme; axonemal dynein complex. The coding region runs from base 70 to 2151 and encodes 693 amino acids. Gene Ontology annotation, biological process: regulation of cilium movement; cilium-dependent cell motility; axonemal dynein complex assembly. The record is from RefSeq and is a predicted model, not a curated record. NCBI's taxonomy places the organism in Eukaryota, Metazoa, Chordata, Actinopteri, Perciformes, Eleginopidae. The transcript has 16 exons.
CACAGACCCGUUGCUUCUUCAUCAGGACAUAAUUCAACAUUUCUGUCAGAGACUUUUACACAACAUACUAUGGACAUGGAAAGAGGUGAUGAGGAUCUAGAAGAGGAGUAUGGACCGUCUUGGAUGUCCGAGAACCAAGAGGACGAGAACUGGGACUCCGCACAGGACAGUGAAGAAGGCCCCGGUAUAGAGGUCAAUGAGGAGCCCUGCGAGAUCCAACCUCAAGAGGAGGAGGAAAGUGAAAAGCGGUUCCUUCCUCAGAGGAUGGUCAACCUGAACAGAGAUUUGACGACGUUAGUGACCAACAUCCAAACUGCAGCUGACGCCAAAGAGUCGAUGCGAAGGGCAGAGCUGGAGGAAGCUCGCAGACAACGAUUGGAGCGACUUGAGAAGGACUCGAGAUCCAGCCAGGAAAUAUUUGAGGAGAUCACUAGAGGGUGGUCUUUAUCUACGCAGAAAGUGAUCCCUCAGGAGCUUCAGGAGGCCCUGAAAAACCAGCAGUGGUUAUGUGAUGCUCUCAUACAAGACAAGAAGAAACUCAUAAGUGACCUGCAACAGGAGCUAAAAGUUGGAGAUGACCGCUACGUGAAGGACUUGAGGAAGCAGGCCGAGGAGCUGGACCUGAUGAUGGAGAGGAUGGAGGAUCAGAUCAAAACCCUGAUAAAGGCCUACAGGGAGGAACUGGGUCAGAUAGAGAGAGUUUAUAGACAGGAAAUUGAAAUCGUACUCACAAAAGACGAUACGGAGUGGGAGCAACACAUGAAGGAUCUUUGGGAGGAAGAGCUGAAGAGGCUGACGCAGAGGACUGAGAAAGUGGCGGAGUAUGAAAAGAUAAUUCACAAUCUGAUGUAUGACACAUGGAGAAAGCACAGAAUCAUCCAGACAGAACAACAUGCAAGGUUUCAGGAACUGGAACGAAAGAGUAAACAACUACAUUUGGCAGCGUUAACAAAAGAGCAUACACAUCGUGAGAUUGCAGAAAGCAAAUUCACGUUGACUAAUAUAAGGACAAGGAUCAACAGGAUGAGGAAACAGAUGAAUAACCUUAGAGAAAAGUAUGACAGUCAGAAAGAUGAAAUUACAAAGAAGAGCCGGUAUUUGUCGGAGGACUACAAACGGAAAAUAGAGCAAUAUGAGUGCAUACAAAAAAAAAUCAAGCACUUUGCAGUCGCUGACGCCAGAAAAUUUGAGGAGAUGUGGCUAAUGAUUGAUGCCGAGGUGAAGCAACUAGUGGAGAGGGCUUUGGACAUCGACUCACAGAUCUGCAAGCAGCACCUUGGUUUGGCCUGGGAGCGACCCGCCAUGGAGUUCAUGGAGCUCUCUGGUCCCAUCCAGCCUCAGAGGCAGGUCUGUAAGCCCGGGCCCCAGGGUGUCCCUCAGAUGAUUCACACUGGACAAGAUUCACAGGACAGUCAGAGGAGGAUGGACCUCUCAGUAAGGAAGAAAAUACAGACUGACGGGAGCGCAGUGCAGAGCGAGAGCGGUGCAGAGGAGGAGGAAGGGAAGCUGUCCAUGGAAACGCUGAAGGAAGUGAUGGAGCUGCUGUGUGACAAGGCGGGCUUCCUGAUGGAGGAUAAACUCCUGAAACUGCUGACUCCCCUUGAUAAGGAGGAGCAGACCGUCGUGAAGCUUAGCUCUAUCCUCUGUUAUAUUGGAAUUGAAGAGGAGGAUAUUCCCAAGUUGGCUGCUUUCUUAUUGAACUACAAACAUCAGCAGAGGGAGCAGACUGAGGAUGUUUGUGCUGACCCGGGGGAAUCCAGUAACAGGGCAGAGGCAGAAGAGACCAACCCUACGUCUCAUCUGACGCCUGAACUCAUUUAUCCGCACGACGUUGUGCCUGCUCUAAAGCAUUUCCUCCGGCAGCAAGUGAGGUCCAGGGAGAGCUCUGCCCGCCAGCAUCACAGUUUUCCUGCAGCAGCCAGGGAUUCUUCAGAGGAUGAGGCCUACUGGCAGAGUAUGGGCAAUGUAAUCUCUGAGGAUCAACUGAAACUCUGGGAAUCAGCGGAGAGCCAACUGAGGCAGUACCAGGCGGUGCUGACGGAGAUCUUGGAUCUCGUCCCUGAGACUGAGGGUCUGCAGCAGCAGAACAGAGAGCUGCGGAUGUUGCUGCACCAGAAUCUCAAAGUCAGCACUGAUCUGGAGAUGCCGUAACCCAAACUCAAACUGGACUCAGCAGAACUCAGAGAGUCUGUCUAAAAUGUAUUCUGCAAAAUAAAGCCUC